AUGAGCGGCACAGCCAGUCGGCGAACGCCGGCGCCCGAGCCAAGAACCAAGAAGGUUGGUUCGAUUGGCCGUUGUUAUUUUGGGAAAAAGAAUAAUUACAGCAGGAGUCGUUUGUCGACAAACUUGCUGGUACACUGACCAGAAAAAAGAAACCGACGUCUGAGGACGCGGCUCCCAACGAAAACGCAGUCGACGACGACGAAGUUCUUGAGGUAUCCUAAUCUCAAAAUUACAUUUUAUGUGCAUUAACUAUUCACGGCUAGCAUGACCAACGGUGGGCCUUUGAAAAAAGGAACGCAUAAGGGAAAAGAAAAUAACGGUGAUUUUUUUCAAUGAGAAAACCUUUAAACGCUUUUCCGUGAAUACGUUGACAUUUUGCAUAAAUCUGCGUCGAAGUCAUGAAAAGUCGCUAGAAACUCCUUAUUUCAGCUAGAACUAGAAGGUCGCGAGGCUCUCGACUCUUCGUUGGUGCCCACCUUAUCGAAAAACAUCUACCUGGAAGAAGGUUUUGACAAGGUUGCGGCUGAUUUCGAGCUGGGAUUAAGGAGAACAACGCCGAUAUCUCACCAAAGAGACGGCCAAAGACGGAAAACUGGCGCAGGUCGUCGACCUGCUUAUCUACUGGCUCAACGAAGAACUCGCUGACCAACGGAUUGUGGUUUGUGUUCAUUCCUUUUUUUAAAGCUUGAAACUUGGAAACAAAACUUCAAAAUGAGGAAAAAAACUUAAAAAUGAUCCAGAAAAAAAUCGGAAUUCGAGAACUUGAAAAAAAUUACAAAUAAUUUUUUUCUUGAAUUUUUUUAUAUUUUUUUGCGAAAGUUUGUUGAAAUUCCGAAUGUUCGAGUAUUUUACAAAUUUUUCCCUUUAUUCAGAAAAAUUAGAAAAAAAUCAAAAAGAAAAUAUUUAUAACGUAGUGACUCGAUAUUUCUUGGAGAAAAAAAAUAGACCCCUAUUUUUGUUUCAUAUUCAAAACACUUUUUUUCUCUGUUAAUUUUUUUCGAUUUUUUUCAUUAGACUUUUUUUAGGUGCGUCAUUUGCAAGAAGAUCUGUACGACGGGCAGAUUAUUCAAAAAGCUGCUGGAAAAAAACUUGCCCAAAUCAGAGUACGUUUAUUGGGUAGACAUUUUCGAAAAAAAGCUGUUUCCGAUCAUCAAGCAAUUCAAUUAUUUUUUCUAGGUCUAGCUAAAAAGCUUCAGUCAAUAUUUUUCGAAAAGUUAUAUUUUUCAUCUAAUAACUAGUUAAGCCAAUUUAGGUUUUUUUUUAGAUUGAAGUGCCUGAAGUUUCGCAGUCUGAGGAAGGACAGCGCCAGAAACUGCAGGUAGAGAAAAAGGAAUCGACUUCAAAUUUUUCUUUUUUAGAUCGUCAUCGCUACGGCGAACAGAGUUCUCGGCCAGCCCCAUGAACACGCCAAGUGGUCUGCAAACGAGAUCCACCAGAAGGUUCAGAUUAGCUUUUCGAUUUUGGAUCAGCGAUGAACUACAAAACUUCCUAGCGAUUAGGGCCCUUAGUCCCAAGUCAGGAAGAAAACUCUACAGAAAGUAGUCAUCCAGGAAUUUGGAGCAGUUUCCACCAGAAACGCCACGAACACUAAACAUGUGGAAACAGUUUCAGAAAAGAAUCAUGUUGCGCUCAAUCAUCUAAAAAAUUGUUGAUUUUGCUUCAAAUCUUAUUUUUCUGGGAUCAAAUAUCAUGGUUUUUGGAUAUCUGUUAUGUUUUUGUGUUCAUUUUAUUAUUACUAUAUUUGAAAAACAAAAAUUUUUGGAUCAGUAAAUAUCAAUCUCAAGGAAAUCAAAAAGCGAUAAGUUCACAAGAAGCAAGCCCUAACGCCUUCACUCUAAUGUAUCACAAAACUUUAAGGACAUUAUUGCAAUCCUCCAACUUCUCGUCGCAAUCGCUCUCCACUUCAGAGCGCCUGUCCGCUUUCCGGACAACGUCAGCGCCAGUGUCAGUUCUUUUUUUUUGUCUCUCUCUCAUUCUCGGCUUUUUCAGGUGGUCAUUGCUCGGAAAGAACAAAAUCACAUCAAAACCCAGCGUGUCGUCGAACAAAUCACGACGACGCAGACAGAGCUGGCACCCAAGGUAUGUCGAGGAACUUCUCAGCUUGAAAAAAUGUGCUUUCGAACACAGUGAGCUGAUUUGUAUUGAAAAAGUGUGCUCCGAAAUUUAAAGUUGUAUGCUGAAAGCUCUAGGUUAACUAUUCUUGUCUGAUUUUUCAGGGUUAUGCCGGCGUGUUUAUGUUUUUGUGCACAAAAAAAAGAAAUUUAGGGCGAGCGCGACGCUUUCGACACGCUGUUCGACUACGGACCAGACAAGUUGGCCCAUGUGAAGACCUCUCUUCUUGCCUUCUGCAACAAACAUCUCAAUAAGAUCAACCUCGAGGUUCCUUUUCAAGAGACUCAAGUCGUAAAAAAUCAUCUUGAAGGUUACUGAUUUGGAUUCGCAGUUCCAAGACGGCGUUUUCUUGGUGCUCCUCGUCGGUCUUCUCGAAGGAUAUUUCGUCCCGCUUUAUCACUUCCAUCUUCAGGUAUUCUACUAAUUCAAUAGUGAAGUGUCACUGGAAAACCAAGCAUCGAUGCGGCUUUAUACUGGAUACCUAAUGGAAAUGAAUCAGAUAGCGGCUAUAGUUUGCUAUAAUUUCUCGAAUGAGAAAACUUCGGGAGAAAAUUUAACUAGGGUCUGAUUUUCAGGCGAUCAGUAGUCGCCAGGGUUGAAAGAUAACAGAGUCUAGACAGGGCACAUACAUACGUAAGGUACGUACAUCGUAACCGCUCCGGAACUACAUAGCCCAAGUUUUUUUUAGUUAGGUAAUAACCACUUGGCAGCUUUUUGAUCCGGUUCGUCUACAAUAGAAUUUUUUCGAAACAUUAGUACGUAGAGACACGUUUUGCUGGAAUUUUGUUGAUUUGUGCUCUAGCGAGCCCUGGUUGAGGAUAAAGUAGAUAUAGUCUGUUUAGGUUUUGAAUGUCAAGCAGCUAACUCCACCCCCAAGGCUACAAUAUCUUUCGCGUCAAUGUUUUAUCUACAGAUGACGAUGGCCCUUUAAUAAGGCUGCCUUUUUGAUUUAUUUUUCUACCUUUUAGAUCCAAAAAAGAUCAAAAUUAGUCCCGCGCGAUAAAAAAUCGACGCGAAAAGAUAACGUCUCAGUAGGGGCGGAGUUAGCUGGUUGACAUUCAAAAUCUGAACAGACUAUAAAGCUUUUCGUUCGAUGUUUGGCCAAGUACAGGCGCUUUUAAAAAUACCGUUAGAGGAUUCUGACUUUCAAUGCUGAAAAGUUGGGAAAGUACGAAUUUGAGGUUCGCUCGCACGAGGAGAAGCUCAAAAACGUGAACUUUGCGUUCAAAUUGAUGGAAGAGGCCGGUUUGGCAAAACCGAGAAGCCGCGUCCAGGAUAUCGCUAAUGGCGACCUCAAGGUUCCCCGACUUCUUCAUACUUCGAAACGAAUAGUCCCAUUCAGAGCACUCUGAGGCUGCUCCAUCUGCUCUUCACCAAAUACAAGCACGUUUGAACAUACAAGAAUCUCCCGCCGUCAUACCUGCCAUAUGCCUUAAUAAUUUUUAUGGUGCUUUUUUCUUUAUAUUUUUAUGCAUUUUUUGUCCUCAGGAGCAAAUAAAAUCUUUCUAUUUUACAUUGAAUAUUUUCAAAAAUGGAAAAAGUUUUCGAUUAUCCCAUAAAAAAUCAGGAAAAAUUUGGAGGCGAGAAGAAAAAGACGAAUGAUGAAAGACAACUAUCUACGAAAGGAAGCUGGAGCAAACAGUAAAAAUCGUAUGAAAAAGAAAAGACGUGUUGGCGUGUUUCCUUUCUUAUUAUUCACUAUUGCGAUUGCGGGGUCAUCGACAUGGCUGCGGAACUUGUUCAGCUGCAACCCGGCUCCACGGUCUGUUCCAUGUCCCAGACGAGGACCUUCUGCUUCAGGUCGAGCGCUGGAACAUUGUCAAGAAACUUGGCGAAGGCGGCUUCGGAGCCGUGUACCUCGUCAGCGACUCUACCGGAAAAUACGCUCUCAAAGUCGAAGGAAUCAAUGAGCAAGUUCAAGUAACUAAAAAUCAAAACGCUACUAUUUUUAUGAAGAAAACGUAUCAUUCCUUCAAGUUUUAACUUGAGGUGCUCAAAAUGGAAGUGUUCGUGUUGUCAGAACUCACGAAACGCGGAAGUCGUCAUUUUUGCAAAAUUGAGGACAAAGGGAGGUACGGUACCUUCAACUACGUGGUUAUGACUCUGGUGGGCAAGAGUCUGCAGGUGUAUUCACUACUUCCGGGGUGCAAAUGAACCUGAAGUUUGUAGGAUUUGCGAAAAGCAACUCCACAACAGCAUUUGUCGCUUGCAUGCUCUCUCAGCGUCGGUCUGCAAUCGCUCGAAGCUCUGGAAGGUCUCCAUUUCUCAGAAGCGAUUCAUCCGAAGAUUUCCCACAGAUUUGCACAACAUUGGCUAUCUGCAUCGUGACGUCAAGCCAGGCAACUACACUAUCGGACGAGCUGAGCUCAAUGAGCUUAGAAAAGUCAGCAGAUCCUGUUGAAGAGCACAGAUUGAGAUUCAGGUGUACAUUCUCGAUUUUGGAAUGUGCCGGAAGUUUACAAACGAGCAGGUAGAAAAUAGAACAAAUUGAGAAGAGAAAUUCCUUUUCAGGGUGUGAUCCGAAAACCUCGACAAGCGGCCGGUUUCCGCGGCACUGUCCGAUACGCACCCAUCGCGUGCCAUCUGCAGCGCGAACUGUGCAGGUUGUGACACUUUUGAGCUUUUCAUAUGUUUGGACAAUAGAAAGGACGACAUCGAGACGUGGAUAUACAUGCAGGUAGAGCUGACGAUGGGACGUCUGCCUUGGAAAGACGUUCAAGACAUGAACCAGGUUGGUGGACAUUAGUGAUGAACGAAACUCUGCCAUUUUCAUGAAAAAUAUCAGCUUUCGAUAGAGUAGAUCUCCAAAAGAAGAUAGCCUUUCUUUUCGAUUGGGUGUCCACUAAAAAGGAGCCGAAACGCGCUUCGAUAAACUCUAAAACUUAAAAUUUCUAAUCAAUUUGCUAGAAUGAGGCUUAGACUUUUAUUUUAUCGCAAAAUAUCCGGUCGAGCUACCUUUAGGAAGUUGGUUUUCCAAGAAUUAGGGUUCAAAAGUUCUUCUAAGAUCUUUAUGUGUAAUUCAGUAAGUGACACAUUUUUUCUGACUCGAUUCUCUAAAAAAAAACUAGAAUGAUGUUUCUUGUCAGACAAUAAAUUAAGGUCGGAGAGUUCAAACGUCGCGUGCGCAACAAUCCCAACGAACUUUUCCCGCCACCUUGUCCGCAGAACGAGUUGAAAGUAUGCAGAGCUGAGUCAUCAUACAAAAAAGCUCUCAACGAAUAUUCAGGAAAUUCUGACAAUCGUCGAUGCCUAUAAGUAUUAUGACUCUCCCAACUACGAACAGCUAUACGGAGUGAGAAAUGUGAAAAAACAGAGACGAAGGACCUUUUUUCAGCUUAUGAAACGAGCCAUACAAAAUUGCGGGAAGCCAGAGUUUCCAUAUGACUGGGAAGCCGGAGGUCCGCUCGCCUACAUGGUCGCCUGA
This is a messenger RNA of Caenorhabditis auriculariae, 5536 nucleotides long. The record is from the annotation of a GenBank genome assembly. Lineage: Eukaryota; Metazoa; Nematoda; Chromadorea; Rhabditida; Rhabditidae.